CAGGCUUUGCAGGCGGUCGAGGAGCCGUCCAGUCGCGGUCUGGCAUUUGGCAGACGCAUUUUGGCGCUGGUUUAUUCUGCCGCCACGCUUGAGAUCCGACGGGCGAACAAAUCUGCAGAAAUGAAGUCCCAACCACUUGGCCUCGGCGCCUGAGAAAGCCGUGUCAGGCAUGGCUUCGGAAGGACCGCCGCCUCAGCGAGCCGAGCGGUACGAGCUGCACGGUGGCCGCGAGUACGACCGUAGUUACGGCAGCAUCAACUCUUCAGCGGACGGAACCGAACGGCGGCGCCAACCAAGCCAUUCCGUUGAGGAGUCUGAGUUUGGCGAUGACGACCGGAGCCCCCAAGAGCACGCGAAAAUCCUCGUGCAGGAUGAGGAGGAGGAGGACGAAUCGGACAUCGACGGUCCUCCGGAGGACAUCUGCGUGCCAUCCACGUCCGGCCCAACACCUGACCAGGCCACCUACUUCAAGGACGGGCAGCGCAAAAUCGACUUCAUGCUUGUGUUCGAGGAGAGUGCGAUGGCCAGAGCGGCCGCCAUGGCGGCCGGGGCGGCCAGCGUGCCCAUCAGCGGCGGUGGCCGUCGCUCGGGCAAACACGAAACUUGGCGCCAACGCUUCAUGGCUAACUUGAAGAGGGUCGGCCUAGAUAUGGAGGAGGAGGUUGUGGAGGCGAGCGGUCGGAAGGUGCUGUGCUUCAUCAAGCUACACGCCCCGUGGCCCGUGUUGUGCCACUACGCCGAGGAACUCAACAUGCGAGCGCCCCUGCAGCAGAAACGGUCCAAUACGUCCGAGGAGGCCCACCCCAAUCCGUCGGUCAACUGGUCGCAGCAGCUGCUGAAAAUUCUGCGGCUGCCCAACAUCAUGUACGAAGACGUGCCCAACAAGCCUCUCGACUACUACACGUGUCCCUUCAGAAAGUCCAAAAUCGAAAAAUUCCUAGGCCAUGCCAACCGUGCCUCUUACUUCACAAACGUGCAGAGGAGCCGCAUUCUCUUUGAAAUUCUCAGCACGGCUGUUUUCGGCAAGAAGAAAAAGGGUGAGGUCGGCGUCGAUCGGCUUGUCGAAGAAGGUGUUUUUUCAGCUGCUUUUCCAUUACAUGACGGACCUUACGAAAUAAAAAACAGGGCGACCGAGCUAAAAGAUCCGUCUAAAUUAAACGCACGCCAAGUGCUUUACGAGUACUGGGCGCGAUGGGGAAAGUGGUACAAGUAUCAGCCUCUGGACCACAUUAGAGAGUACUUUGGGGAAAAGAUCGCCAUCUACUUUGCGUGGCUUGGUUUUUACACUGGCUGGCUGCUUCCGGCGGCCAUCGUUGGUCUUCUGGUGUUCAUGUACGGCGUCUUCACCAUUCACCUUAGCCAGCCAGCCAUCGAGGUUUGCGACAGCCAGGGUCAGUUCCGCAUGUGUCCUUUGUGCGACGAGAACAUUGGCUGCAAAUUCUGGGACUUGAGUGACGUGUGCGGCUACGCAAGACUCGCAUAUCUUUUUGACCAUCCAGGCACCGUCUUUUACGCCGUCUUCGUCUCCUUUUGGGCUGUUACAUUCUUGGAGUACUGGAAGCGCAAGUCGGCCAGUUUGUCUCACCACUGGGACUGCAUGGGUUUCCAAGAGGAAGAGGAGCGGCCCAGACCGGAGUUCGCUGCUCGAGCUCCAUUUCUAGAAAAAAAUCCAGUCACUGGAAUCCGCGAGCCGUCUUUUCCCAGUUCGCUGCGCACAAAACGAAUCGCCGCCGGAAUCGGAAUAAUUUUUUUAAUGAUGAGCCUGGUGGUAAUUUUCAUUGUGGCCGUCAUCAUUUACCGCGUUCUGGUGUCCAUCCCUCUUUUCCAAAAUGAAACUUUCCGCUCUCAAGCACAAGCAAUCGCCAAUGUGACCGGCGCCGUCGUCAACUUGAUCCUCAUCAUGGCCAUGAGUCGCGUCUACGAGAAACUCGCUUACCGCCUCACUACGUGGGAAAUGCAUCGCACACAGACCGAGUUCGACGACAACCUAACCUUCAAGGUGUUUAUUUUCCAAUUUGUCAACUUCUACUCUUCCAUUUUCUACAUUGCCUUCUUCAAGGGUCGCUUUGUUGGCUACCCCGGCAGCUACUCGCACAUCAUGCGCCUUCGCAAUGAAGACUGUAGUGCCGGUGGGUGUUUGAUAGAGUUGGCGCAGCAGUUGGCCGUUAUCAUGAUUGGAAAGCAAAUUAUUAACAACGCGCAGGAGAUCAUCGUUCCCAAACUCAAAGCCUGGUGGAUGAACAAAAGGGUGAAAAUUUCCAAGAAGCACAAAAAUAGGUGGGACGAAGACUUCCAGCUUAUCACAAAUGAGGGCCUCUUUCAAGAAUAUCUUGAAAUGGUUUUGCAAUUUGGCUUUAUUACAAUUUUUGUCGCCGCGUUUCCUCUGGCGCCGCUUUUUGCAUUGUUGAACAAUUGGGUUGAAAUACGUCUGGAUGCACAAAAAUUUGUCUGUGAAACAAGACGGACGGUGGCCGAGAGGGCAGAAAAUAUUGGAAUUUGGUGCAAAAUUCUGCACAUGCUCGCGCAUCUUGCCGUCAUCAGUAAUGGCUUCCUUAUCGCCUUCACAUCCGAGUUUCUACCAAAACUAAUGUACCAGUACGAGUACGACUGGGAUUUAAAAGGCUACAUUAACUUCACUCUAGCCCUGUCUCCCAAUGGCACCCUUUCGAAACCUUGCCGAUACCGCGGCUUUCGUGACGAGUAUGGAAACCAUACGCCCUUUUUCUGGCGCCUGCUUGCUGUCAGAUUUGCCUUCGUCAUUGUCUUCGAGCACGUAGUUUUCGGCAUUUGCCGACUGAUAGACAUCCUUGUACCUGACAUCCCUGAAAGCCUAGAGCUAAAAAUCAAAAGGGAGCGCUACCUAGCCAAGCAGGCUCUGCAGGAGUCUGAUAAUAUUUUAAAGGUGGCUGCUUUCAAGGGCGAGACGGAUGAUGACGAAGGGUUAAUCUCGAACGGUGGAAUGGCCCUUGACCUGACCUCUGACCUUGGUGAACGCAGCACCGACGACACCUUCUCAGCGCCAACGUCAGUUUUGGUGCACUCGCAGUCCGAAGAGGCGGCGCCCCCACCGGCGCCUAAAACCAACGAGAAAGCUGACCAACCGGUCACAUGACAACAGUUGACCUCGAAGAAGUCGAGGUCACCAAUUCCGCCACCUGUGCCUCCGAGGUCCAAGGUACAGGUGCCUGCGCACAAACGGACCUCUUUGAGCGUCCAGCAGGUUGGUUCUCGUCAGGUGACGACGACCAAGGGCCGCACCAACCUCUAGCAGCGGCGUCUCCAGUUUCGGCUGGACCGAAAUAGUGCCGAACCUUUAUGUGAUUAGUUAGUGAGACUCAAAAGUGAUUGAAAAUUAUUUUGAUACGUCCAGGCCAAUUAAUGCGUUACCUGGUGCAAACAUUUCCAAAUCUCAGUUUUAAUGAAAAAAGAAUUUUGCAGUGUAUGCUGUAAAAUUCAAGCGUCUGCUAAAGCAAAAUUGUGAGAAAAAAAAACAAUAACAACAAUAACGCCGAAAAAAAAUUCUUAAGAUCUCUUAAUGAACUCUUAUAUAUUAGUAGCAUUUGCUGUAAAUUCUCUUUCAAUGGUAGACAAAAUACAAACAUUUCUAUCCUAUGGAUUCUCAUGCGUAUUUAACACUGCAUUGUGCAAAACUGCUUUUUCUUCUAUGCGUGAACUUUUCCACUUUCAAUAUACAUAUAUUGUAUUGUAUAGCCCUACUAUCUGUAAUAACUGAUCUUACUAUUACAAAAAAAAUUAAUGCCUUGUGAGCCUUGGCAAAAGAGAUUGUACAAAUCUGCAGGCACAAUAAAUUUUUUUAA
This is a messenger RNA of Neocloeon triangulifer, 3818 nucleotides long. RefSeq names its product anoctamin-7-like. Gene Ontology annotation, molecular function: protein dimerization activity; chloride channel activity. Lineage: Eukaryota; Metazoa; Arthropoda; Insecta; Ephemeroptera; Baetidae. The coding region runs from base 170 to 3112 and encodes 980 amino acids. The transcript is spliced from 18 exons. Gene Ontology annotation, cellular component: plasma membrane. Gene Ontology annotation, biological process: chloride transmembrane transport. The record is from RefSeq and is a predicted model, not a curated record.